AUGGCUUUUCGUUUCCUACAUCUCUUUUGCCCUCUUGUGGCCUUCCUCUCUCCGGAGGCCAUGGCAAGCCCUACGUUGGUGGACCGGGCUGUUCCAGACCGGGUCCAAAAACGAGCUGCAACUUGCACGCCAAGCUCCGGAGGAACAGCUUCUCUCGACGACACUCCGGCAAUUGCAGCGGCUUUCAAAAACUGCGGCAAUGGAGGCGUCAUCGUCUUUCCUCAAGAUGUCACCUACAUGAUACGAAGCCAACUCGACUUCAGCGGCUGUGCUGGCUGCGAGGUUCGACUCGAUGGCCGGCUGAAGGCCUCUGAUGAUCUCACCUACUGGAACAACACUCGGUACAUGGUGCGAGUCAAAGGUAUCAACGGAGCCAAGAUACACAGUCCUCUUGGCACCGGCCUGGUCGACGGCAAUGGCCAAGCUGCGUGGGACCGGUUCGGAGCAAGUAAGGACCUGCGGCGGCCUACCCUCCUCACAGUCGAAAGUUCAACCGAUAUCGAGAUUUCUGAUAUAUCGCUCAAGAACGCACAAAAUGUGUUCAUCAGCGUCGGGUCGAAGAGUGCGCGUAUCGGCUUCUCCAACAUGAAUAUCACUGCCAUCAGCAAAUCCACGUAUCCGCCCAAGAAUACGGACGGGUUUGACAUUGGAGAAUCAGAAAAUGUCUCACUUUCCAACAUAUACAUCCAAAACGAUGAUGAUUGCGUUGCAUUCAAGGCCGGCUGCAACUAUGCCACCGUCAUUGAUAUCACCUGCCAAGGCUCACACGGUCUCUCCGUGGGUUCUUUGGGCAAAUAUCCAGGCUCGGUGGACUCUGUCACGAACGUUUAUGUUAAGAACGCCAUUAUGCGUGACUCAACUAAGGCUGCUGGUAUCAAGAUCUACCCUGGCGGUAGCGACCACGGCACGGCGGUUGUCCGUAACGUCACAUGGGACGGUGUCCAGGUUGAUAACUGCGACGCUGCGUUCGAGUUUGACACUUGCUACAACUCGGACGAGGAUUAUUGUCAGAAGAAUCCUAGCCCGGCUCAAGUCACUGAAAUUUACAUCAACAAUUUCUCUGGAAAGACUAGCACCCACUAUGCACCCACUACCGGUCACAUAUUUUGCCCAACGGAAGGCGAUAAUUGUCAGUUUAAGGGUCAGAAGUGGACCGUCGAGUCGUCUAAAGGGCAAGGCCAGUUGCUGUGCCAUAACAUAUCACCCGAUGUACUUGGUAUUAACUGUGUGGAGAGUAAUCCUUAG
Messenger RNA from Fusarium falciforme, 1245 nucleotides. Its product is annotated as Putative endo-xylogalacturonan hydrolase A. Gene Ontology annotation, biological process: carbohydrate metabolic process. The record is from RefSeq and is a predicted model, not a curated record. NCBI's taxonomy places the organism in Eukaryota, Fungi, Ascomycota, Sordariomycetes, Hypocreales, Nectriaceae. The coding region runs from base 1 to 1245 and encodes 414 amino acids. Gene Ontology annotation, molecular function: polygalacturonase activity. The transcript has a single exon.